AUGGGUUCCGAAAAGCCGAGUCUCCUCAAGGGGACUGUCGACGCCGUCAAGGCUUGCCCUCGUGAGAUCUUCAAUUUCUGGCUCUUCUUCUGCACUGCAGUAUGGAGCUUUUCCGGCGUGGCCAAAGGGUUCGAUGAAGGGAAUAUCGCCUCCAUCGUUGUCAUGAAGAGCUUCAAGACGCGUUUUGUUCUCGACCACGAGACUGAUGACCAGUAUGCGAAUACAAAAGGUUGGAUCGUUGCAAUGGCAACAGCGGGUGCCGUUUUCGGCUGUCUUGCUUGUGUCAAUCUUGUCCAGAGGCUGGGAAGGAAGAAUACACUGCUUGUAUUCACAUUAGUCUAUAUUGCAGGUAUCUUUGGUCAGACUUUUAGUAGCGGAAGCCUCUCCGGCCUGUAUGCCAGCCGCUUCAUAGCGGGUCUUGGAAUCGGCACGACUACCGUGAUCCCAUCCAUCUAUCUGACUGAGAUCGCUCCACGAAGUAUUCGAGGGUUGAUUACUCUACAAUAUGCUUGUUGCCAGCAACUGGGGGUUGUCUUUGGCUUCUUCUUUAACUAUGGUAUCACCAAGCAUAACGCUGGCACACAGCUUCAGUGGCAGCUUCCCACUGCACUGCAACUUAUACCUGCCGUCAUAUGGGGAGUUGGCCUUCUGUUCACACCAGAGUCUCCUCGAUACCUACUUUCCAAGAACAAGCGCACCGAAGCGUUGAAGGUUCUUUGCGAUCUGAGAAAUCUUCCCGAAGAUCAUCCAUAUAUUCAGGAAGAGUUCGCCGGGAUCGAGUGGCAACUCAACGCAGAGAUUGAAGCUGUUAGUGGAGCCAGCGUCUGGGAUUUAACCAAGGAAACAUUCACGGUUACCGAGAACCGUCGCCGAUUCGUGCUGAUGUUCCUCUGCCAUAUGUUCGGUCAGUGGUCUGGCGCAAAUGCCAUCACGCAAUACUCUCCCACCAUUUUCGGUUACCUUGGCAUCGCUGGCGAGGAAUCACGCUUCCUUGCAACCGGUCUUUAUGGAAUUGUCAAAUUCGUUUCAGUGCUGAUCUUCUCCAUCUUCAUCAUCGACUUCAUUGGCCGACGACGCUCGCUCAUCACUGGAAUCUGCCUUCAGAUUGUGACGUUGACCUACGUUGGAGCUUACCUCGGAGUAACGAACAAGAUGUCGACCGCAGACAUCGAAGCGAGCUCGAGCGCAACAGCUGCAAGUAAGGCCUCGAUCGUUGCGAUUUUCCUCCAUGCUGUGGCUUGGUCAAUCGGGUGGUUUUCGAUCCCAUACCUAGUAUCCGCCGAAGUAUUCCCGAUCCGUAUCCGCUCGCUCAAUGUUUCAAUCCUCAUGGCUUUCCACUGGGCCUUCUACUUUGGCUGCUCGCGUGCCAUGCCAAGUCUACUUGCCGCGACCCAUCGGUUUGGCGCCUUCGCUUUUUUUGCCAGCAUUUGUACCUGUUCCUUGAUUUAUGUGUUCUUUGCCUUGCCCGAAACAGCGGGAAGGUCCUUGGAAAGUAUGGACAGGCUGUUCGAGCGGCCUUGGUACACGGUCCGACAGGUUGCGUACCCAACAGCAGCAGACUUGGCCGAUGGAGGUCUUGGUGAUGUCGAGAGGAAGAUCACUGACGAAGACCUUAACAAAGUGACCGAGGUUCGAAUCGAGUCACAGACAAGCAAGAAUCACUGA
This is a messenger RNA of Didymosphaeria variabile, 1665 nucleotides long. RefSeq lists its product as uncharacterized. NCBI's taxonomy places the organism in Eukaryota, Fungi, Ascomycota, Dothideomycetes, Pleosporales, Didymosphaeriaceae. Gene Ontology annotation, biological process: transmembrane transport; carbohydrate transport. Bases 1 to 1665 code for a protein of 554 amino acids. Gene Ontology annotation, cellular component: membrane. Gene Ontology annotation, molecular function: carbohydrate:proton symporter activity. The record is from RefSeq and is a predicted model, not a curated record. The transcript has 3 exons.